UUAAUUCAUACUGUGAAGAGAAACUCUCAGACAAUCAUGAUAGCAAUCUAUCAUCCUGACGAGUAGUUACUUUGAGUGGAUAGUAACCAUGGAAAAUGAUCGACUGUGUACCCCCUUGUCAGACAUGGUUGGAGGAACCUGACUGAACAAGUGUAGUAAGAAAAUGAGGCUCCCAUGGCUAAGUAAAUAGACUUCCUGAAAAGGAUUGGCUGAAAUUGUAUGAAUUAGUACAGUCCUCCCUCUUUUUUUUUUUCCCCCCCCCCUUAAUUCUGUCUCUGUUACAGAGACAUGUCAGCUACUUUCACCAUCUGCACUCCUCACACAGACCGUCAACAUUAAUGGGAAGAAAGGUUGCAUUUUGUAAUGGCUGCUAUUACCAUGUCAGAUCCCAAAUUGAGUUCUCAAACCUUUUGUUUCUGAAGUGCUGGUUUUGUCUUGAGAAAUGAACCGAUGUUCCAGAUUUGCUCAGUUAAUAAGGUGGCUUCUAGCAGCUGAAUUUCUUUUUGAUGUAGUUUAGUCCUGGCAUUUAAGUGGUGUUGAUCACCCAUUGUUUCAAAUUUACAUUUUAAUGUAUGUGUAUGUAUAUAUAUAUAUGUGUACAUGUUUACAUGUAUAUAUACAUAUAAAUACACCGUUUUGGAGAGUUAAAAGCCACCUUAUGCAAAGCCACUGAGGGGCAAUGAAUGUGAGGAGAGGGGGACCUCAUCCAGAGUCCCUCAACCUGAUAUUCUGAGUCCCGCGCGCUUGCAAAGUGGAGUGUCUGCGCAGCGUAGCUGUCCAUUUGACUUUGUGUAUGUGUGCUUAUGGGGUAGAGUGAGAGGGCUUGGUGGGAGGAUGUGGGGAGGUGGGGUUACAAUGAUCAAUGGGGUAAAUAGUGCCUCAGCCCACAGGCCGUUGAAUGGAGAGCUAACUUUCAGCGCAUUCCACUGCGGCUUCAAUCUGUAUUAAGUGAGACUGCGCUUGCUCCUCGAUGCUGACUUCUUUAUUUCAGCGGUGGAAGGUGAUAGUUAGAUGUUUCGUUCGAUGAAGUAUAAAAUGAGAUUUCAUUUAAAGCUCUGAUCGGUACAUUUAAAAGACAAAACCAGUAGAAGUUUAGUGUAGCUAGUUUAUAAAUACAACUUUUUUGUGACUUUUAUAUGGACGCCCUUUCUUCCUUGAAUUUGAGGCUGUCUGGUAUGGAAAGGAGGUCUGAGAAUAACAACCCUUGCUCCACCCUACCCUGUCCUGCACCUCUUUUGCCCAUCCCUUGCCACCAGACCCUUGCCGGUGUGUGUUUCCAAUUUGGAUAGGCAAAAUCUAAACCUAAGUUUAGGUUUUUUUUGGUUCGGUGAGUAAAUGCCUUCAUAGCAGACCACCGAAUUUUUGUUUUUGUUUUUUGUUUUUGUUGUCGUUCUUGUUUUUCUUUCUCAAAGUUGGGGCCCCAAACAUGUCAUUGUCAGAUACAGUUAUACAUUUCAGCACUUUGAAUGCAUGAAUUGAAGCUAAACACAUUAACUGCUUUGGAACAUAAGCGUGAAACUGUCUGUUUUUUUUCUUUCAGAAGAUUGCAUUUUAGAACAAAUCCAGGAAUAUGUUGUUGGACUCUUUACUAACUAUUUUGUCUUUCUUAUUUGUCUUUUUCGUUUUCAUGAUUGAUAUUAUACAUAGAAGGUUUCAGGCGGGUGAAAGCUCUCCCCUGUAGGUGCCUCGCUGACCGGAGGUCGAGGCCAGGAUCUAGGGGUGACACCGUCUGCUCUUCCCAUCAUCGACUACCCUGAAAAUGAGAUGAAAUAAUGGCUUGUUACCUGAAAGCGAUUGAGACUCAGCCAAACUUCGCUGUUGCCUGGAGCAACCUUGGAUGUGUGUUUAAUGCCCAGGGAGAGAUUUGGCUAGCCAUCCACCACUUUGAAAAGGCUGUUACCUUGGAUCCCAAUUUCUUAGAUGCAUACAUCAACUUGGGAAAUGUUCUGAAGGAGGCUCGCAUUUUUGACAGGGCUGUGGCAGCAUACCUGCGAGCAUUAAGUCUGAGUCCUAAUCAUGCAGUUGUUCAUGGAAACCUGGCUUGUGUCUAUUACGAACAAGGGUUAAUUGAUCUGGCUAUAGACACAUAUAGAAGAGCCAUUGAACUGCAGCCUCACUUUCCAGAUGCCUACUGCAACCUGGCUAAUGCACUGAAGGAGAAGGGAAAUGUUGCUGAAGCAGAGGAAUGCUACAAUACAGCACUUCGUCUCUGUCCCACACAUGCAGACUCUCUCAACAACUUGGCUAAUAUCAAAAGGGAGCAAGGGAACAUUGAAGAGGCUGUGCGACUGUAUCGGAAAGCUCUUGAGGUAUUUCCAGAAUUUGCAGCUGCCCAUUCGAACUUGGCUAGUGUGCUGCAACAGCAGGGAAAAUUGCAAGACGCAUUAAUGCAUUAUAAGGAAGCUAUUCGAAUCAGUCCAACCUUCGCUGAUGCCUACUCAAAUAUGGGAAACACGUUGAAAGAAAUGCAAGAUGUGCAGGGUGCCUUGCAGUGCUAUACAAGAGCAAUUCAGAUCAAUCCUGCUUUUGCUGAUGCUCACAGCAACCUAGCUUCAAUUCAUAAGGAUUCGGGAAAUAUUCCAGAAGCCAUUGCUUCCUACAGAACUGCCCUAAAGCUAAAGCCUGACUUCCCAGAUGCAUACUGUAAUCUAGCACACUGUUUGCAGAUUGUAUGUGACUGGACAGAUUAUGAUGAGCGAAUGAAAAAAUUAGUCAGUAUAGUAGCUGACCAACUGGAGAAAAAUCGGCUGCCAUCUGUCCAUCCGCAUCACAGUAUGCUGUAUCCACUAUCCCAUACCUUUCGCAAAGCCAUUGCAGAGCGUCAUGGAAAUCUGUGUCUUGACAAGAUUAAUGUGCUUCACAAACCGCCAUAUGAGCAUCCAAAAGACUUGAAAGCUAGUAAUGGACGUCUGAAAAUUGGUUUUGUGAGUUCAGAUUUUGGGAACCACCCCACUUCUCAUCUGAUGCAGUCAAUCCCUGGGAUGCACAACUCAGAAAAAUUUGAGGUUUUUUGUUAUGCAUUGAGCUCUGAUGAUGGUACUAAUUUUCGUGUGAAAGUGGUUGCUGAAGCAAAUCAUUUUGUGGACCUGUCCCAGAUCCCAUGCAAUGGCAAAGCUGCUGAUCGUAUUCAUCAGGAUGGGAUUCACAUUCUUGUUAAUAUGAAUGGAUACACAAAAGGCGCGCGUAAUGAACUGUUUGCUCUUCGUCCAGCUCCUAUACAGGCAAUGUGGCUAGGUUAUCCUGGAACAAGUGGAGCUCCAUUCAUGGAUUACAUUAUAACUGACAAGGAAACUUCACCACUUGACCUGGCAGAGCAAUACUCAGAAAAGUUGGCCUACAUGCCCAAUACCUUCUUUAUUGGAGAUCAUGCCAAUAUGUUCCCACAUUUAAAGAAAAAGGCUGUGAUUGACUUCAAGUCAAAUGGACACAUUUACGAUAAUAGAAUUGUUCUGAAUGGUAUUGAUCUGAAAGCAUUCCUAGACAGUCUGCCUGACGUCAAAGUAGUGAAGCUGAAGUGUCCUGAUGGUGGAGACAACUCUGAUACAAACUCUGCACUUUCAAUGCCUGUUGUCCCAAUGAAUGCUGCAGCUGAAGCCAUUAUCAAUAUGAUCAACCAAGGGCAAAUCCAGGUCACAAUCAACAACUUCACAGUCAGUAAUGGUCUGGCAACGACACAAAUCAACAACAAAGCAGCAACUGGCGAGGAGGUACCACGUACAAUCAUUGUUACAACACGGUCACAAUAUGGAUUACCAGAAGAUUCUAUUGUUUAUUGUAAUUUUAACCAGCUGUAUAAGAUUGAUCCAAAUACUCUACAAAUGUGGGCCAGUAUCCUCAAGCGAGUUUCUAAUAGUGUGCUGUGGCUACUUCGAUUCCCUGCUGUGGGAGAACCCAAUAUUCAGCAGUAUGCCCAGAGCAUGGGACUAUCUGCCAACCGUAUUAUUUUUUCACCUGUUGCCCCAAAGGAGGAGCAUGUGAGACGGGGGCAGAUGGCUGAUGUCUGUUUAGACACUCCACUCUGUAAUGGACACACAACAGGAAUGGAUGUACUCUGGGCAGGGACGCCAAUGGUGACAAUGCCAGGUGAAACACUUGCAUCUCGUGUUGCAGCUUCACAGCUAAUGUGUUUGGGAUGUCCAGAACUGAUUGCAAAGACCAGACAAGAGUAUGAGGAUAUUGCUGUUCUUUUGGGAACAGAUAUGGAAUAUCUGAAGAAAAUCCGAGGAAAGGUGUGGAAACAAAGAGUAAGCAGCCCCCUGUUCAACACCAAACAGUAUACUAUGGAUCUGGAGCGCCUCUACAUGCAGAUGUGGGAGCACUAUGCUGCAGGCAACAAACCAGACCAUAUGAUUAAGCCACUCAAAGCCAUGGAGACAAAUGAAACUGCUUGAAUCUACUCCAUUGCCAGAUCAUUGUGACUUUGAUAUGAGUAUACUGAACUGCACCCGUGGCUCCAUGAACCAUCACGCACUGAAUUUUUUUUUUUGUUUGGAGUUUUUUUUAAGAACAGCCCUAGGUGCUGGCAAUAACACAUUUUCAUAUUAGCCCAGAGUGACUGUUCAAAAAUUGAAGCGCUUUUACUGAAAGAUUGUUGAUACUGGAGUUAAACCAAGCUAAAAUGGGUUGUAUUAAGUACACCAUGUGCAGUAACACAACCUCUGAUUUAGACUGAGUACCUGUAUUCAUUAUAUGAGAAUGGAUCUGAAAAUAUUUGUGAUGCCAUUUAGCUAGAACUUCACACUAGUAAUUAUAAGAUAAAAAAUCUGAUAUUACUGUCUGUUCACUAUUCAAAUUGCAUCGCUUCCUUUUAAAAGUUUGAUGGCCGGAUCACUGGAAGGGUUCAUUGAAGGCUUUAGACUGACUCUUUAAAGAGUUAUUAUUCUGUUUUUAAUGUUUCCCUGUCAAAUUAUUUUUAUAAACCAUUGAGGCUCACUUCCUUCUCAGUCUGUGUUCUGUGCCUUUUAGUUACCAAGUUAUUGUACUUUUGUUGAAAACUGAUUUCUGCAUUGAAAAAUGAGUAUGCCAAAUGGCCAUUAUAUAUCUGUACUCUUCAUUUGCUCCAGUUCCUUAGUGAUGCAGCACAAUGCGCAUCCCAGUUGUCCUAUGUUGGCUCACGUGCAUCAGAUAUGAACUCUAGUACAUAUGUACUCAAAUGUAUUUCCUUGUAUGGCCUACAGGAGCUUGAGUGAGGAUAUAAUGUUUUGAUGCAUGAUUGUACGUAAUUUAGAGAAUAGCAGUGCACCGACAGUCGGUGAGGUCUGGAAUGACAUUUUGGAGACUGGCCUAUUGCAGAACAGUUUGAGGAAAUUCAAAACAGGUCUGAAGCAUAGUUGCUGUUCCUCGCUUUUGAUUUUCUUAGGAUCAUUUUGUGAAGGGCUAAGGAUUUUAAUUUUGCCCACAGGUAAGUAUCUCAUCAGUUAUUAUUAUGUAGAAUGAGCAACGUAUGUGGCUUUUAGCCACUGUGAUAUUUGGUGGUAACCUCUUUUGCACCAGUAAUUGCAUAUGUAAAACAAAAAAGGUUUGUGGGUGUUUUUGCAAGAUUUACUUUUGUCAUUCAAAUUACUUUCUCAGAACUAUAACAAUUGCUUUGAGUUUUAUUCUCAGGUCUGCAUCAAGAAUCACUUAAAUUUGAACUCUUUGCUUCAACUUUAACAUUUUGGUUUGCUGGGAGCACCCAGUGGGUAGAUUGUAAAUAUUUACAUUGAACUAUCCCAUUCUUGCCCACUUAUCUAAAACUCCUGUAAACAAAGUGCAUAUUUUUAGUUUUUACAUAAAACGAAACCAGAUCAUUUAAUCUAGUGUUCAACUUUAUUUUCAGAUCAUUUGAUCUGGUUUCUGAUAAAAUUCUAAUACCUUUAUUCGAAGACAGGAUAAUGUCUGGCUCAUAAUGUUCACUGGGGUUAAUAAAAUAUUAAUUUUAUUUAAAAUAAAGGAUGGUACUGAGAUUUAUGCUGAUGUUGGGAGAGGUAGCAACAGAGGCAGGUGAGCGUGCUCUGAAACAAAUCUCACUUUUGGUAUGAUGGUAAACACUGUAUAUAUCUGAGGUGGAUUAUUUUAUUAGUGACUCUUGCUCAGAUUUACUUUUUUUUCCUCUGUCAUGACAGUUAUUUUAACGCCUCUAAUUGACAUUGAGACCUCCAAUUUCUUGCGUUAUCUGGAUUUUAGGCUGUUUAAGUAUGAAGCUGUAAAUACAUGUGAAUGAGAAUCUAUUGUAUCUGUGUACAAUUAUAAAGCAGCUGGAUGCUUCCACUUGUGUUCUUGUGUUUCUGUGCUGAGCUGUUGAAACGGCCUCUAUCAUAUCAAACAUCUAUCAGAUUUACAAAUUGGGCUAUUCCAUGCAUUUAUUUAAUAUUUACUUUGUUCUCCCAUACUAUUCUUUCCAGUACAGUC
Hemiscyllium ocellatum (epaulette shark) is the source of this 6390-nucleotide messenger RNA. Its product is annotated as UDP-N-acetylglucosamine--peptide N-acetylglucosaminyltransferase 110 kDa subunit. NCBI's taxonomy places the organism in Eukaryota, Metazoa, Chordata, Chondrichthyes, Orectolobiformes, Hemiscylliidae. Gene Ontology annotation, molecular function: protein binding; protein N-acetylglucosaminyltransferase activity. The transcript has 19 exons. Bases 1773 to 4391 code for a protein of 872 amino acids. The record is from RefSeq and is a predicted model, not a curated record. Gene Ontology annotation, biological process: protein O-linked glycosylation.